AAUAACUUGACUUAAACAACCUGGAGUGAGUGUUUUUCAAGUAUAGCUGUGUGGCUAUUAGACUAACCAGAGACGUGUUGGAAGAAGAGGUCUUGAGAUCCGAAGUUUGAAGAUAAGCAGUUAAGGUAGAGUCAAUUUUUUCCAACAAGGUCAACAUUAUAAGAUGUGCUUUGCCUUUUUUCGCGACAAAAUUGUUUAGUUGAAAUCUUUGUAUGAGUUCAAACGCUAUAACAUCAACUUUUUUAUCAAACAAUGAAUCGGUCUUCUUCCACGCUGUACAUGUAAAUCCUAAAAUUCACAAUGCCAAUUUAUCUUUCCGUGUUCCUAAAUUCUCAAUGACAGAUGAACUGUUGUAGGAACCACCUAUUACGAACUAAAAAGAUCAUUUUUAAAGAUUACGUCAUAAGGCGUAUUUUCUGUUAUAAUAGUCUUAAACCUCUUGCUUACCGAGUUUUCAAAACCAAAAAUUCAGAAAUGAAAAAGUUUCUUUGAAUGUCGGACCACCCCUUAGGAGAUUGACCACAGACUUAACAAAGUAAAACCACAUCUCUACAAGUCAACGCCAUUGACUCUUGUGGUGGGCACUUUCUAAGAUGUGCAAUCUUUGAUGUUGGAUAAUGGCAGCGAAAUAAAUUGCGAUGAUCCUAAAAAGCUAUAUUAGUACAUGGAUCAAGAUUCAAGUAGUCUAUAAUACAUUCUUUCUCAUCUGUUUCCAGUAGUCAGAAACAAAUCUUUAACAUUUGCAAAUGGGAUUGGUAUUUAAGCUAUUUUUUGAUCCCCAUUGGAGUGCUAGGCAGGCUACAAACAAGGUCUAGUUUUACCGAUAAACCAAAAUUAAGAACGCAAAGGAGGAUAACAGAAAAGUAAGUUCUUACAAGAACAGAUGCUGUUACCGUUUAUGUGUAUUACGUAAGGUGGGAUCUGACUUUCUAAACUUAUUAGUAAUUCAAAUGCUACAGUAGAUACUUAUGACAAAUUUUCGAUCGUUUUCUCAAUCCUUGAAUUUUACCACCACACCACUUUGUUUAUAAAGAGCUUUUAUCACUAGAACUACGCAACAAUGUUUUAUCGCAAUAAAAGACCCCUGCGUCUUGUGUUUGAUUUAUAACACAUAUAUUGCACGUGCUUGUAUGUUUUGUUUUACCAAUGCAGGUCAUGCGAUAGUAUUCUAGGGUACUGUUUCUUUCAAAUUUUGCCUUAUUCAUCUGCAUAUGUACGCAUAAAUUAUGAAAAGACAAAGGGGCAAAAUUUCCCUGGGACCUUCAUUGGGAAAACAAAGUAUACACGCAAACAGGGUUUAUUGCAUUCGGCAUGGGGCGCUCGCAACCUAAACUCAACGCGCGAGAAUCGAAGACUAGGCACAACAUUUAGCGUAAAAGGAACUAGAUUUUUUAUACUUUGGGUCAAGUUCCCAUAGCUCUUUGUUUCUUAAGUCACGUGGUCUUUGUUUCCCUGAGAAAGGGAGUUGCAUGGUGACGAAACAAAGAACGGCUACGCUUUACUAUGUGCAACAAGGCAAGCCGAGUGGAUUGCACUUUUCAAGCCAACUAAAGCUAACGUAUAUUUAAGGAUUUCUAGCAAUUUUGCUGGCGGUAUCUCUUUAAAGUCAGCCGCCGAAAGAUAAAGUGUAUCAUCUUUUGAUUUCACAGGCAGCUGACAAGCUAUUAGCAGAUUCGGUCACUUGCUAUUAUCAUGAUGAGCAUAUUGAUCUUACUGCUGACCAUAACGUGUGCUGCAACGGCAAUCAGCAAUGGCAAUCAAACCACGCAAACAAUGGUAGGUUUAUAAAAACAGUUAUUGUAAAUCUGACUAGUUCAUGGGCUGGGGGUAGGAAUAAUUUAAACUCUACUAAGUAAAACUUAAAACUGAGACAAAUGUCCUCUUUUAAAAUUUGAGGAAACGAAACAAAAAAAAGAAAAAAAAAGUCAAAGUGAGAAACGGUAAAACUGAAUGUAGGGCUUUCCACAAGUUGCUCGGCAAUUAUUUGGCAGCUUCUCGUUUUUCGAGCCAUUUUUUUCGUUUCGAGCAACUUUUUGCAUUCUGAGCAAUUUCUUUAGUUAUCUUCUAGUUUUGAAAUAUCGGAGCAGCUUCUAGUGCUUACAUUAGCCUUUCUUCCAUAUUUCACAAUGUUUUAGAAGACAAUUUAGGAAUUUCCUUUAAGAAAAGGAGCCAAAUCCUGCCCUCGGGUGCAGAUCAUGGGCUCAAGAUAAAAGUAGCCGGCUGCUUGGUAAGAAGUUUUUCGAGAAAAUUCAAAAUGGUGGACAAAGAUUUACACUCAACUGACUUGAGUGUCUCGGGUGAUGAAGAAGGUCAUUCAACAAUUUUAUUGGCUCAUAACAUUUUAAUUGGAAUCAAAGUUAUUUAGCAACGUUGGUUCGCCACAAAAUUGCACAUAAAUGGUUGGAAAUCUUACUUUUGUUGUUUGAUUUGCAUUAUUUUAGCAUCUGACCAAAAAGUGAGUGUUACUAGUAAGAAAUUGGAGUGGUGAUACUCCGUUCGGUUCAAAUUUCUCUACGAUUUAUCCAGUGCUUUGAAGGCGAUGCAAGAGAAGAAGUGGUCUCUUUCGCUCGUUCUUAUGUUUUAUAUUUUCUUGUUUCAAAUUAGCAAUGUCCAUCGUCUUCUAAUCUUGCGUGCGGUAUUCCCGGCGUGCCUGGUAAGCAUGGUUCCAAUGGAGCACCCGGUCGUGACGGACGUGACGGACGUGAUGGCCGUGAUGGAGCUAAAGGUGAUCAAGGAUUAAAGGGGAAGACUGGACCUCAGGGACCUCCUGGUGAUAAGGGACUUUCUGGUGCCGAGGGACCUGCUGGUGCUAAAGGAGAUCGUGGACCCCGGGGUCCUCCCGGACCUAAAGGGGCAUCUGAACUGAUGCCUUCUAAGAACUGGAAAGAAUGCGUCUGGAGAAACUUGAAUGAUGGAAAGGACAAUGGUCUGGUCCAGGUGAUUUGUGUAUUAAGGGCUUUUAACUUUAACUAAAGGACGAUAUUCAUAUUCAAACACAUUUCAGACAUUCACUAUAGCUGAUGACAAAACUGUGGAUGCUUUGAGGUCCGUUUUUGACGCCAAAAUUUUCAGAUGAGCCAAGCUUUACGUACAACUUGUGAGAAAAAAUACCCAUGCAUUGAAGCCUUUUUAUAGCAAUACCUUUGUGUUCAUGUUUAACAGGAAUGUGUCUUUACCAAAAAACUUUCUGAUACUGCCCUACAUGUUUACUGGACGGGUGCGUUGAGGAUUCACGCCUGUAAUGGCUGCUGCAAACGUUGGUACUUCACUUUCGAUGGCGCUGAGUGUCCUGGACCUCUGCCCAUUGACGGAGUGGCUUACAUGCAAACAGGCGCUAGUCAAGACCUCCAUCGUGUCCGCCAUAUUGAGGGACAUUGUAACAACAUUGACAAAGGACAAGUGCGCGUUGGAUUCUGGAUCGGAAAUUGCAACGGAUAUGGGAACGCUGAUGGGUACACAGGAUGGAAUUCAGUAUCCCGGAUCUUUGUUGAGGAAGUUCCUAAAGCGCAAGCUUAA
Porites evermanni is the source of this 3516-nucleotide messenger RNA. The record is from the annotation of a GenBank genome assembly. NCBI's taxonomy places the organism in Eukaryota, Metazoa, Cnidaria, Anthozoa, Scleractinia, Poritidae.